AUGUCGCUCCUCCGUCAGCACCUCCUCCCCACAGCUCGACGCAUACUCUCCAAACCAUCGCCUCCCGCCUACUUUGCGUCGACGUCAAGAAGAAGAACGACCGUCAACAUCCCCCAACGACAACCCUUCCACACCUCCCCACCCCGACGACACAAUGAACUCACCCCUCCCGCUCCCGGACAAGAACGAAAAGUCACCUUCAUCGACAAGGACGGCGUCGACUGGACCUUUACCGUCGCCGAUGGAGAUAACCUGCUGGAUAUCGCCCAGUCGAAUGAUUUGGAAAUGGAAGGCGCAUGUGGGGGCAGUUGCGCCUGCAGUACGUGUCAUGUCAUUGUGACAGAUGAGGAGACCUUUGAUAAAAUGGAAGAACCUUCAGACGACGAGAAUGACAUGCUGGAUCUGGCAUUUGGAUUGACCGAGACGAGUCGCUUGGGGUGUCAGGUGGUCAUGAGCAAGGAAUUGGAUGGUUUGGUCGUCAAAUUGCCCAGUAUGACGAGGAAUUUGCAGGCCUCGGAUUUCGCGGAUAAGAAGUGA
Molecule: messenger RNA, 537 nt
Organism: Ramularia collo-cygni
Lineage: Eukaryota; Fungi; Ascomycota; Dothideomycetes; Mycosphaerellales; Mycosphaerellaceae
Product: probable electron transfer protein
Exons: 2
Coding region: 1-537 (178 amino acids)
Biological process (GO): positive regulation of oxidoreductase activity; P450-containing electron transport chain
Cellular component (GO): mitochondrion
Molecular function (GO): 2 iron, 2 sulfur cluster binding
Source: RefSeq, a predicted model, not a curated record